Molecule: messenger RNA, 690 nt
Organism: Phytophthora nicotianae INRA-310
Lineage: Eukaryota; Oomycota; Peronosporomycetes; Peronosporales; Peronosporaceae
Exons: 2
Coding region: 1-690 (229 amino acids)
Source: RefSeq, a predicted model, not a curated record
AUGCGUUAUGGUAGCGUUUUCGUUGACCUCACGUCUUCACCAUGCUCUUCUCCACGUUCUGCCGCGCAUGACGGCCCUGACACAGUGUCGACCGUCGAGCUGGCUGAUCUUUCGCUUGACCUUGCUGGAGUGCGGGCCUCGUUGAGUGCAUUGCAGCAGGUCAUCGACCAGACCGAGGCACUGCGCGAGCUUCGUUCGGAUUAUGAGGUUCUGCGCCGCGAAUUUUUGGCCACGCUACGUCGCGCGGACGAUAUGGAUCGUCAGCUAGUUGACGCGGCCAAUGCCGCGUCGCCCUUCGUGCUGUUUUGCCAGCACAAGUACGAAGUGGUCCAUCACCAGCUGGACUCUACUCGGAAGGAGCUCGCCGACUGCUUGAACGCGCUGCAGGAGCAUCUGGACAACUCCCGCGAGCUUGAGGCUUACCGUCUUCGGUACCAUGAUCUGCAGCUCCGCUACCGCGAAGCAGUGUCCGAGUUCCAAGAUCGGAUCUCUACCUUGGAGGCGCAACUGGCCACCGCCUCUUCUUUUGGCGUUAUUGUCCCGCAUGCCACGGCUCAUCGCAUAGCGGAAUGGAGUCCCAGCUCGCGCGGUCCCAAUCUGACUUACAAGUCGCGCGUGAUCGCUAGUCUUCUCUCGGUUCGGAGCUUUGUGAAUCAACUACGUCUCACAAGGCCGCUCAAGCGGACGUAG